Molecule: messenger RNA, 993 nt
Organism: Cyphellophora europaea CBS 101466
Lineage: Eukaryota; Fungi; Ascomycota; Eurotiomycetes; Chaetothyriales; Cyphellophoraceae
Exons: 3
Coding region: 1-993 (330 amino acids)
Biological process (GO): DNA-templated transcription
Molecular function (GO): zinc ion binding; DNA binding
Source: RefSeq, a predicted model, not a curated record
AUGAGCUGUCUGCAGGACGGAAUCCGCUGUGUUUACGAAACAUCUCACAGUCAACCGAAUAGAAACGCCGGCGGUGUCAGCAGGUUUACUGUUCUAGAGCAACGGGUCGUUCAACUAGAGAAGGAGCUCGCUGACAUUCGCCAAGCGCCUCUAGCGCAGACCCGUACUCAACUUCCUCCUUCAGAACACCAGGCAGGCACGCAGCAGCCGCGUGGCAACACAUCUGGCAGACCGCUGGCCCAUCGAGACUCAUCACUCGAGGUCAGUGAUGAAGAAGCCAUCGUCGACACUCUUGCGACUGCUGCGUUUAGCCACGAACCUGAGAUUGGGAUUGGUCAUUUCGGUCCCAGCUCGAACCAUGGGUAUUUUCGUGCACUUUCGAACAUAUUUGCCCACCUCCCAGACGAUGGCAGCGCAGCAGAUCCUAAAUCCCUCCAUCGGUGGUCACUGGGCCACAUCACAGCUUCUGAGCGAUCUCCUUCCCGGAACUUGUUAGAGCAGCCACUCGAUCCAAUGGCAAUUCCGGACGAUACGACGGCAACCCUGCUCUUCAACCAUUUCUUUUCCGCCGUUUCCUGCACCAUACCAUAUGUGAGUCGACCUGUUGUGUUACAACGCUACGCCCGAGCAAGGAGUGAACGUUUCGUCCAGCUCAGCAGAGUGAGAAGAGCGUUUUUCAAUAUCAUAUGGGCACAUGGCGCAAGUUUCUCCGCAAUAGAAGACCCGGAGACAUUUUAUCGUCGGACUAUGGGACUUCUGAACAGCCUUACCGUUCGCGAAGCGGGUGAUGAGAUGAUCCGGCUCCUGCUUUUGAUUUGUAGCUAUCAGCAAAACCAUCAAAGAUCUGUAGCAAGCUGGACCUUCCACGCUUUGGCAGUCAAGGCGGCAUUUCAAUCAGGACUCCAUGCUCCUUCUACCUAUGAGGGUCUGGACGCUGACACCCACCAUUUGAGGCUCCAGUUGUGGUUCGGUGUGCUGAAUCACGACCGGUAA